Molecule: messenger RNA, 2008 nt
Organism: Trichobilharzia szidati
Lineage: Eukaryota; Metazoa; Platyhelminthes; Trematoda; Strigeidida; Schistosomatidae
Source: the annotation of a GenBank genome assembly
CUUGAAUUGUAGGCGCACACUGCGAGUAUCAGCUGAUAGGUCCGGAUGAGCUCCUGGGCAGUUACCCGUAGGGAUGAGGCAGAAGAAUUGGACUAUGGAUCGAUGCAUCUUAACGAAACUCCUACCCUAUAUCGUGUGAUGUCUGGAUCAUCCAGCUGUUCUGCUCAGGCUAUAGCAGCUCGAUGGCUUGAAAGGAGUUUCGAGUUGAACAAUCUGUCUUUGACAGACUAUCAACGACGUGCUCGAGAACUCCGACGUUCAGUCCGUCAAGGUUUUGAUUCAGCAGCAACAUGUACAGACGGUAUUAUUCACGCUCUAAAGCAAUUAAUUCACAACGGUUGGAUUAACAGUCGGUGGAAUUUGAUCAGUGUUGAUUGUGAUCAUUUCGCUUCAGAACCAUGGGAGAAAAAUUUCGCUUGUUGUUAUCGUAAUGCACAAUGCAUACUUUCUGCGUUAUUUCGAAUUCCUGAAUUUAGGAAACGUCUUUUUGGAUCCCUUUCAGCUAUGCCAUCCGUAUGGAAAUUACAGGCACUUUUAGAAUCUGCUUGGUCUCUUGGCUUCGAUCCACUUGGCGCGUCUCAGAUAUCUUCAACACUAAAUUUGAAUAGAAUUACAUCUGGUUGUCGUCUUAUAGAUUCUACUGUUGGCAGCAUUUCUACAGAUGAUCGUAAUCUUGUUGGAUUGGUGGAUAGUACUGCAUGUUUAGGUGCUACCGAUAUGGUUUCUCUCUUUGGAUCAAUAGGUGUACGUUCAUCAAUUAUAGAAUGUCGUUCUCCUUCAGGACCUGGUGGAACUCAUCCAUACCUAUUAACGCAUAUCUACUCCUAUGUAACCUCAGGUAACAGUAGAGCAAUGUCAAAUGAGCCUGCAACAUUACCAAUGCUUUUACAACACGAAGGCCAUAGUCGCAUAGUAAUUGGUGUUGAAGUGGAUGACAAUGAAAAACCCUUAGCGCUCAUUGUUCUAGAUCCCGAUGUACCGCCUGAUGCUAUGCGUCAAAUUAUUAAAGCAGCAGAUUAUUCUGUAUCUAGUCCCAAUGCAGAUAUAUCUCGUCUGUCCUUUGGACCGUAUCAUUGGAUGGAUGUUUUAGGCAGUAUGCGUGUGGAUAUAACACAGUUAGUUCAACCUCAAUACCAGCUGCUUCAGAUUACUGGAUUAAUAGAAACUGAAUCAGAUUUACAGAGUUCUAUGGUCCCCGAAAAUGUUACCAUUGCAAUCUCAUAAAAAAUAAGUCAAUUCAACUGGUUUGGUGGUGGUAAGAGGGCCUACCCCACCCGUUAAAUAUAAAUAUAUAUUAUAUACACAAUAUAUACAAUUUGUUCCGCUGUUCCUGUUCUCGUUCGUUUGUUCAAUGGUGUAUUUAUCGUAUCCAUUAUACUACGUUCGUUCACACAGAUUCACUGUGUAUAUUUUUAAUUUAUUUUUCUAUUUUUAUGCAUAUUCUUCUUCCUCUUCUCCUUCUUCUUCUUGGGGACGUUUGUCGUGUGUAGACUGAUGGCUUCGAAUUUGACCUUGGUUUUUAUUCCCUUCAUUUCUUUUUCUUAUCCGUUUUUCUAUCCCCUUUUACUUGCCAGAAACCACAUACACAUAUAUUACUCAACAUUUAGUUACAUGAUAAAGUGUAAUUGCCUCUUUAUACUAUUGUUUCUUUUUUUCCAACCUUUCUCGCGCUUUCAUGUUUAUCGUCUUUCUUUCUAUCCUGUUGAAGUAGUUUUGAAAUCAAGAAUAACAGCAGUGCGUGCAUUCACCACACUUUUACUUUCCUAGGCAGUUCAGUGUUUUGUUCUUUACUCUCUAAGUUAAAAUAAAAUUUUGACAAUAAGCGCUUAGUUUUCUUUUACGUUUUUUUCUUCUGUGCUUUUAUGUCACACUACUGUGUGUGUCUUUGGCUUAAUUAUUUAAUUUAUUUUUUUUGUUAGUUUAAACGGUUUGUAGUACACAGUGAGAUUUCGAAGUUUGUCUGAGGUGGGGAAAAAGUUGUAUCUAGUAGAGAUGUGUCUGCUUUAAU